Messenger RNA from Carassius carassius (crucian carp), 885 nucleotides. Its product is annotated as BOS complex subunit TMEM147. The record is from RefSeq and is a predicted model, not a curated record. Lineage: Eukaryota; Metazoa; Chordata; Actinopteri; Cypriniformes; Cyprinidae. Bases 38 to 715 code for a protein of 225 amino acids. The transcript is spliced from 7 exons.
GAUCUGAGGAGGAAAAAAUCCCCCUGAAAGCUCUACCAUGACGCUCUUUCAUUUCGGAAAUUGUUUAUCCUUGGCCUAUUUCCCAUAUUUCAUUGCAUACAAAUGUAGUGGAUUGUCUGAAUAUAAUGCAUUUUGGAGAUGUGUCCAAGCAGGUGCUACAUAUCUCUUUGUGCAGCUGUGCAAGAUGCUGUUUCUUGCCACAUUUUUCCCCACCUGGGAGGGAGGAGUUGGGGUGUAUGAUUUUGUUGGGGAGUUCAUGAAGGCCACAGUGGACAUGGCCGAUCUUCUAGGUCUUCAUCUGGUUAUGUCCAGGAAUGCUGGGAAGGGCGAAUAUAAGAUCAUGGUGGCCGCUAUGGGCUGGGCUACAGCCGAGCUCAUCAUGUCAAGGUGUAUUCCUUUAUGGGUUGGAGCUCGUGGCAUUGAGUUUGACUGGAAAUACAUUCAAAUGAGCUUUGAUUCCAACAUCAGUCUGGUUCAUUAUAUUGCUAUGGCAGCAGUAGUAUGGAUGUUCACUCGGUACGACCUUCCCAAAAGCUUCCGGCUCCCUGUUACCAUCCUGCUGGGAUUGUGUGUUUAUAAGGGCUUUCUUAUGGAGCUGUUUGUUCAUGUUUUCCUCCUGGGCAGCUGGACGGCUCUCCUAGUGAAGGCCGUGCUCACUGGUGCCAUCUCCCUGUGUUCACUUUUCCUGUUCGUCACACUCGUUCACAGCAACUAAACCCUUUUACUUUACAGUAUUUGAAGAACUGAUCCACAUUCCUACUUCAAACACUGUUGACUUUUUUAUCUGCUACAAUGAGACUGUGAGAGUAUAACUGUUAUUAGUGAACAUGUGUUUAUACUUUAUUCAAUUAACUAAAUAAACAUUUGACUUCAGUAUGAAGGAAU